This is a messenger RNA of Schistosoma intercalatum, 1003 nucleotides long. The record is from the annotation of a GenBank genome assembly. Lineage: Eukaryota; Metazoa; Platyhelminthes; Trematoda; Strigeidida; Schistosomatidae.
AUUGUCGUGGUGACUAGACGCAGAUACUUAAAUGAUUUCUCCAGAAAACGAUUUGUUUUGAACUAAAAUUAGCUCUGAAUAAUGUCAAAAUCUGUUAGUGGUAAACGUAAAACUAAAGGAAAGAAAACUAAAGCAAAGGACCCUGUGAAUGAGGUAUUAGAAAAAACACAGGAAGACGUAAAAAACUUGCGGGAAGAAGUAAGCAGAAAAAUAUUUAUUGCAGAAAGUGCAGAAAAUCGUCGCUAUCAAGCACAUACUGAGAAAUUGGAGUCUGUAAGAAAUUAUAAUGAAUUGAAAAAGUCAACACAAAACCAUACUGCUUUCCUAAUCACAGAAAACGAAAUAAAAGUAACCAAUCUUCGAGAUGAAAUAGAGAAAUUAACCACAAAACUAGAUGAGGCCAAUAAGUUAAUUGAGAUAAGAAAUAAUGAACUGAAAAAUUUACGUCAAGAAUUCCUAAAUUGUAAGGCAGAAAAAGAUUCGAAAAUCAGCACAUUAGAACAAAAAUUAAAAGAACAAGCUGCAUUAUUUCGUGACGUUAUGUCACAAGCGUUCAAUCAACUAAUUGAACAACUAAGUAUCGACUAUGAAAAUGUUCAUAAUAACUACAAAAUAUUUUCUCAGCCUACAAAUGAUCUAAUAGAAUUGGAGUUUUUAAAUCCACCGUUUUUAGAUGAAGAAUCUGUUGAAUAUAUAUAAUUACCUAUCUAGAUAUAUACAGUGAUGUAGGAAUUUUCUCAACAUAUUCACAAGGAUAUUUUCUAAUUAGCAUUUGUGAAUAAUUUAUGUAAAAAUAAUUCCUGUAUAAAAAAGAAGCCACAAUUCUGCUACGACAGUUAUUUAUUCUUUAAUAAGACCCGUAAAAGGGAGGAAUUGUAUGAAACAUAACUGCACUGUUUUGAUAGAUGUUAAACUAUUUUCAAUAGCGAAAUAUAUUUGCUAAUUAAUUCUUGAAAAAACAGCUAGUCUGUGAAGUUGUUAUUGGAAAAAAUGCAACUCAUCC